Ramularia collo-cygni is the source of this 888-nucleotide messenger RNA. RefSeq lists its product as uncharacterized. The record is from RefSeq and is a predicted model, not a curated record. Bases 1 to 888 code for a protein of 295 amino acids. NCBI's taxonomy places the organism in Eukaryota, Fungi, Ascomycota, Dothideomycetes, Mycosphaerellales, Mycosphaerellaceae. Gene Ontology annotation, molecular function: methyltransferase activity. The transcript is spliced from 2 exons.
AUGACCGCAGAACUGAAAGAUCCAAAGGAAAGAAGCUUUCACACCGACGCUUCCUCUAAAUACCUUCUUCCUAACGAUUCUCCUGAACAUGCCCGACUCGAGGCUCAGCACAGAGCUCUCACCGUCAUACUUGAAAGAAGACCCUCCCGGGCUCCAGUCUCGAAUCCCGCCGAGAUUCUGGACGUGGGUUGUGGAACAGGCUGCAUGACGACCUGGCUGGCCGAUUCCUUCCCAGCCGCCACCGUGACAGGCCUUGAUCUCUCUCUCGUACCAAAACUUCGCGAGCAGCCGGCCAAUGCGCGAUUCUUGAAGGGUAACGUUCUGCAGCAAAGCCCUAGGGACUGGAUCUCGGAAGACGGUGRUCGACCCUUGUUGGAUGAGAGACAAGCAUUCGACUUGAUCUUUAGUCGUCUCCUGAUAGCUGGCAUUGGUAAUUGGGAGGAGUACAUCGUCAAGCUAUUCUCUUUGCUCAAACCAGGAGGAUGGGUUGAAUGCCAAGAGCUCAAUAUGGUCAUGCACGACUCUGAAGACCGGGUCUUAGAUGUCUGGCAGAAUUUGAUGACCGAUUGGGGUUCGAACCAAAUUCAUACAAAGUGCGGAGAGCAGAUCAAAGGGUUGAUGGAGAAAGCAGGCUUUGAAAAGGUCGGGAGGGAGGUUUUCAAGCUACCCAUUGGGUCUAAAGGCCAGCCUACGCAAGAGCUGCGGGAGAUGGGGGAUUGGUUCUUAAAGGACACGCUUGAGGUCGCCCAGGUUGCUGCGAAACGUAGUGCAGUAGGUCUUGAGCCGGAAGCAGUGGAGGCACUGUUGCAAAAGACCAGAUCAGCAUUUGCCGAAGCCAAUGGGUGGCACAUGAAGUUUUAUGUUAGUUUUGGCAGAAAGCCGGAGUAG